Triticum turgidum subsp. durum (durum wheat) is the source of this 513-nucleotide messenger RNA. NCBI's taxonomy places the organism in Eukaryota, Viridiplantae, Streptophyta, Magnoliopsida, Poales, Poaceae. The record is from the annotation of a GenBank genome assembly.
AUGGCUGUCACACGAACCAUUUUUCUCGCCAUGGCUGUGAUGGCCAUCCUGAGCACCGCAUCAGCGGCGAUCUACAACGUUGGCGAGCCCGGCGGAGCGUGGGACCUCAGCACCAACUACGGCACAUGGGCAUCCUUCAGGAACUUCAAAGCCGACGACCAGAUCGUCUUCAAGUACUCCCCUCAAGCGCAUGAUGUCCUCGAGGUCAGCAAGGCCGACUACGACUCCUGCAGCACCGCCAGCCCCAUCACCACCCUCAACUCUGGGAAUGAUGUCGUCACCCUCACCGCCUCCGGCACCCGGUACUUCAUUUGUGGCUUCCCUGGCCACUGCGCGGGUGGCAUGAAGGUCAAGAUCGAUGUCAUGUCUGGCUCCUCCUCGUCACCCGCCCCAGCCAGCGGACCAAGUGCAAGCAAUGCUCCCCCGCCGACCCCUGUCUCCACUGCCACCAAUGUGGAGGCCAUCGGGUAUGGCCUCGCCGUUUUUCUUGCCGUUGCUGGCCUCAUGGCUUGA